This is a messenger RNA of Hypanus sabinus (Atlantic stingray), 2248 nucleotides long. RefSeq names its product fatty acid-binding protein 1, liver-like. Bases 277 to 660 code for a protein of 127 amino acids. The record is from RefSeq and is a predicted model, not a curated record. Gene Ontology annotation, biological process: fatty acid transport. The transcript has 5 exons. Lineage: Eukaryota; Metazoa; Chordata; Chondrichthyes; Myliobatiformes; Dasyatidae. Gene Ontology annotation, molecular function: fatty acid binding. Gene Ontology annotation, cellular component: nucleus; cytosol.
UAAAACUACCGAGAGAGGGUGAAGCUCUGCCAGUCCUGAGUUGUUCUGGGGAACCGUUGACUUGAAGGAUUGGGUCUUUUGUUCUCUCUCAAUUCUAUGUCGAAUCACAAUCAGGUUUAUUAUCACCAGCAUGUGGCAUGAAACUUGUUAACUUAGCAGCAGCAGCAGUACAAUGCAAUACGUGAUAAUAUAGAAAGAAGAAAAUAAGUAAAUCAAUAACAGGCUGCCAAGAUUCUCCAGAAUCAGUUCUUAACUUCACAGUAACAAAAAUCCCAAAUGGCCUUCACUGGAAAGUAUGAAUUGGAGAGUCAGGAAAACUUUGAGCAACUCAUGAAAGCUCUGGGAUUCUCGGACGAUAUCAUAAAGAAAUACAAGGACAAAAGCAGCACUGUUGAGUUUUCUCAGGAUGGCGAUUCCUUUCAAUGCAGUUACCACUUUGGAAACAGAGUCAUUACAAACAAUUUCACCAUUGGACAAGAGACUGAAUUCGUAUCUUUCACGGGGCAUAAAGUUAAGGCCUUGACCAGACUGGAAGGUGAGAAUAAGCUCGUUGUCACAAUGGAUGGGUUGACUGUAGUCAUGGAGAUGAGUGGAGACAAAAUGAUUGAAACUUUUACUAAUGGAGAAGUUACCUUCAAGAAAAUUAGCAAAAGAAUAUAAAGUACAGAAUUAAAUGAAGCCUGAACUGCACUGUGUUAAUGAAAGGAACCCAACCACUUUAAACUCUGAUACAAAUGGAUUAUUAGUUAAUUAAUUCUGUGGAAAGGGUUUUUAAAACAUUCUGUCCAUGUUAAGUACAUAAUGAAUACAUCACACUCUGAAAAUCUCUAGAAUCUGGUUAAAUGGUUUACGGAACAAUUUUAACAGUUGCCUGGAAGGAAACAUAUCCCUUAUGUAAUUAUUUGUUUUCUGUAAACUGAAUAAUGACAAUUGCUUUAAAGCAUUAUAAAAUGAGUUUAGCCAGAUGCUGAAUUUUUUAUAUAAAAAAGCAAAGUACUGUAAUAAAAACAGAUAAUUGAUGUCAAACAUUAGUGAUGCAAAGAUUUUGCCUAGCCUAAGUAUUCCAGAAUUGUCUAUAAUUUUACGCAAGUCACGACAAAAUGUAACUGUCAGAAUGGCACCAUUUUUUCCUUCUGAACAUUUUUUUGUUAAAAUUAUUCUCAUUAGAUAACGUAAGGAUAUUUCUUAAGGAGUGAGAGGUAAUAAAUUACAAAGGGCAUAUGGAUAUUUGGUAUAAAUAAAACUUGUGUAUUGUUUAUGGUCAAUUUGCAAUUAGAAAUAUUCUUUUCAAAGUAUAGAGAGAGUUGUGCUCAAUAAGACACUAAGAGAUUAAAAUUUAAAAUCUCUCCCAUUGUCUCCUGGUUUUGUUCGAAUACCUUACUGUGACCACACUAGAUCAGGUUUUGAACACAUGCCAAGAAAAAUAAAAUUAUGAUAUAUUCAAUAGUCCCCACAUUUUAAUUUUUGCAUGACUUCAACAAAAGAAGAACUCAUCUUCUGGAUUUAUUUGGCAAGUUUUUCCAUGGCCAUUCUAUCUUUAGGGUGGAGCACACCCUCCCACCAUGUCAUUAAUGAAUGAAAAAUUAAGUACAUAAAAUAAUUAUUUAAGUAGAUCAUCAUUAAAAAAGAAACAAAUAAUUUCCAUUGUGUUGUUAUACUGACCCUUUCAUCAUGAAGACCAAAUAACACUUGCCUUCAAUGAGUGUACAAUUGAUUUUUGUAUGGGGGAGAAAAUGAAUUAGCUGGUGAUUUGAAUCACUACAGAGCAAUAUGUUAGAUGAUUGAGUAUUUGUAUUAUGUAACUAUAUAACAGUGAAUCAAAAGAAACAGACCAUAUUUUCAAAAUCACAAAUGGAACUUUUCUCAUUUAUCACUCUGGCAAAAUGUUCCUCUUCUUUUGCUGAUAUACUUCCAGCGCAUUGUGCUGUUGGCAUUUAGGACAGUAAUGAAGGUCCUCCAUCUCUGUCUGUCCUUGGCAGCCAAGCAAGUCCCAGGUGGAGACACACACAGAUGUAGAAUGAUUCUUCAUUGCUGUUUCUAGCUUUGUUUGACCACUGAAGUUUGUUGGCCAUGAGCUGAACCCCCGAACCUGGAAGACCAGUGGACCACUUUUAGUCCGGACUCUACCCUUUUACUUGACUGGUAUGGGUGACGCUACCAAGAGCCAAAACAUAAAGCCUUGAUUCCAGCCAUCAUUGCUCUCCGAGUCAUUGAGGCAAACAAGCCGCCAAACUAGACAAGGUUCUGG